Oppia nitens is the source of this 1102-nucleotide messenger RNA. It is a transcript of the gene Tcs3, whose product is annotated as tRNA N6-adenosine threonylcarbamoyltransferase-like. Lineage: Eukaryota; Metazoa; Arthropoda; Arachnida; Sarcoptiformes; Oppiidae. Bases 56 to 1087 code for a protein of 343 amino acids. Gene Ontology annotation, biological process: tRNA threonylcarbamoyladenosine modification. The transcript is spliced from 6 exons. The record is from RefSeq and is a predicted model, not a curated record. Gene Ontology annotation, cellular component: cytoplasm; EKC/KEOPS complex.
GUGAUUGAUAUGAACCACGUGUUUGUGUGUGUGUUAUACAGUGUUUGUAAACAUAAUGGUUGUGUCAAUUGGUUUUGAAGGAAGUGCUAAUAAGUUAGGUAUUGGUAUUGUUAAAGAUGGACAAGUGUUGGCCAAUCCUAGACAUACUUAUAUAACACCUCCCGGAGAGGGCUUUGAACCGAGAAAGACAGCUCAACAUCACCGAAGUCAUGUGUUGGCCGUAUUGGACAAAGCGCUUAAAGAGGCAAACAUUAGCGGCAACGAUAUCGAUGUGGUUUGCUAUACACGAGGACCAGGAAUGGCUGCACCACUGGUAACGGUAGCUUUAGUGGCCCGAACUGUGGCCCAAUUGUGGGACAAACCGUUAAUUGGUGUCAACCAUUGUAUCGCACACAUUGAAAUGGGUCGUUUAGUUACCGGAGCGCAAAACCCAAUUGUCCUUUACGUAAGCGGUGGUAACACACAAGUCAUAGCUUAUAGUAACGACAAAUACAGGAUAUUUGGCGAAACACUUGAUAUCGCUGUCGGCAACUGUUUGGACAGAUUUGCCCGAGUCUUGAAAUUAUCUAAUGAUCCCAGUCCUGGCUAUAAUAUUGAACAGUUGGCCAAAAAUGGCCAUAAGUUUGUUCAUUUGCCAUAUGUUGUCAAAGGGAUGGACCUAUCAUUUUCAGGUUUACUUUCAUUUAUCGAGAAGAGAGCCAUACAAUGGCUAGAAAAUGGCGAAUACAGUGCCGAAGAUCUAUGCUAUUCAUUACAAGAGACUAUAUUUUCAAUGCUCGUCGAGACAACUGAGAGGGCAAUGGCUCUCAUGGAGUCUCAAGAAGUACUUAUCGUCGGAGGCGUUGCCUGUAAUCUAAGACUUCAGCAAAUGAUGGCAAUUAUGGCAGAGGAAAGGGGUGCCAAAGUAUUCGCCACCGAUGAUAGAUAUUGCAUCGAUAACGGAGCAAUGGUUGCACAUACAGGCGCUAUCAUGUUUCAAAGUGGCCACCGAACUCAGUGGAUGGACACUGGAUGUACACAAAGAUUUCGCACCGAUGAGGUACUGGUCACUUGGCGGCGACCAUCUGAAGAUAGUUCAGUACAAUAAUAUAAAUAUAUAUUU